Molecule: messenger RNA, 2097 nt
Organism: Chelmon rostratus (copperband butterflyfish)
Lineage: Eukaryota; Metazoa; Chordata; Actinopteri; Chaetodontiformes; Chaetodontidae
Product: actin-binding LIM protein 3-like
Exons: 23
Coding region: 1-2097 (698 amino acids)
Biological process (GO): lamellipodium assembly; cilium assembly; cytoskeleton organization
Cellular component (GO): stress fiber; actin cytoskeleton
Molecular function (GO): actin filament binding
Source: RefSeq, a predicted model, not a curated record
AUGAGUGGACCGACAAAUGUUCAGUACCAGGCAGGUCUUUAUGGAGGAAACAACAACAGCAGCUCUCCUCUCUCCAGCCGUGGAAACUCGGCCAUCGUGUGCGAGCGCUGCGGGGAGGUUUGUCGUGGCGAGGUGGUGCGAGUCAAAAACACACACUUCCACGUUCACUGCUUCACCUGCCAAGUGUGCGGCUGUGAUCUGGCGCACUCUGGUUUCUUCCACCACUCUGGCGAGUACAUCUGCACAGAGGACUACCAGCGGCUCUACGGGACCCAGUGUGACAGCUGUGACCAGUACAUCACUGGAGAGGUGGUGUCUGCCCUCGGGAGGACAUACCAUCCACACUGCUUCGUCUGCAGCAUCUGCAGGAGUCCGUUCCCAAUCGGAGACAGGGUGACCUUCUGUGGCAAGAAGUGUGUGUGUCAGCAGUGCUCACACACUCUGAGCAGCGACAAGCCCGUCAAGGUCCACGGACCAAGCUACUGUGCAGGCUGCGGCGAGGAGAUCAAGCAGGGCCAGUCGCUGCUGGCUCUGGAGAGGCAGUGGCACGUCAGCUGCUUUAAAUGCCGAACGUGUGGCUGUGCGCUCACUGGAGAGUACAUCAGCAAGGACGGGACACCUUACUGUGAGACUGACUACCACGCUCAGUUCGGCAUCAGGUGUGACAGCUGUAACAGGUACAUCAGCGGCCGAGUGCUUGAGGCUGGAGGUAAGCGCUACCACCCCAGCUGUGCCAGGUGUGCCCGCUGUCACAUGAUGUUCUUGGAAGGAGAGGAAAUGUACCUAACAGGUUCAGAGGUUUGGCACCCCAUGUGUAAAGAAGCAGCUCGGCUGGAGAGAAAACUGAGGCUGAGACGUACCUCUGAGACGGCGUCCAUUUCCCCUCCAGGCUCCUCUCCUCUCCUCGGCUCCCCUCACCGCCUCAUCUGUUCUAAAGCUGAUGGUGAUGUUUUGGACUAUAAGCAGCUGGCGGCGCUGCCCAGGGUCAAAGCCUUAUAUGACAUCCAGCGGCCCGACAUCAUCCCUUAUCAGGCCGACCAUGCGCACACACACCUCUCAGACGACACGUUGGAGCAAUACAGCUGUGGACAGUCAUUAGGAUCUUUAUCGCCGUACUCUCAUGAUCUCUUGGACGGCGUCGAGUUGAGAACGAGGCGUUCCUCCAGCUCCAUCUUCACUGACUCUCCUGCACACAGUCGCCACGGAGGCUCCCCGCUGCAUUGUUAUCUCCCCGGCAGUGAGAGUGGCAGGAGUUCACCCUAUUACAGUCAGCCAGAACCCCGGUGCGCCACACCCACCACCACCACCUUCCAAGCCCCCAGGCAUUUCCAUGUGCCAGCGUCUGAGGAAACCAACAUCUACAGGAAACCCCCCAUCUAUAAGAGACAAGACCUAUCUGCCUCUCCAACAGCCAACAAGAGUAAGACCAAUGAGUACCUCGUCAAUUCCAGACGCCUCUCCACCUCCAACUGUAACAGCCUUUAUCACCCAGACUCCAACUACUACCCAAAUACUGGCUCUCCAAAAGUCUCCAGGGUGAGGAGGUUUUCGUCUGGAGGGGAGGAGGAUGGAUGGAAUCACAAUAUAAACAGGGGAAUCGGCAGGAUGAUCCUGAAGGAGGAGAUGAAGGCCCGGUCAGGUUGUCACGACAAUGACCAGUGGGGGAGCAGACGCAGUUCCCGCUGUAGCAGCAAGGAGGCGCUGAACAAUCUGGGAUUCAGCUCCCUGAAUGGCUCUCCCAGGUCGGUCUACAGCGCAGACAGCGACUCGUAUAUUGCCAAAUCGGCCUCGUUGCCAGGCUACGGCAGAAAUGGACUAAACAGACAGCCUGGCAGUGCGGGUGCAGAUUAUUACCAGUAUGACAGCAGUAAUGCAGUUAAUUGGCAGAUCAGAGAAUACAAGAUCUACCCAUAUGAAGCCCUAAUUGUGUCAGUCAGAGGGCAGCAGCGUCUUCCAAAUGAUGUGGACCGAGCCAGACUGGAGCGUCACCUCUCACCAGAGGAGUUCUACAGAGUCUUUGGCAUGUCCAUGUCUGCCUUUGAUCGCCUUGCUCAGUGGAAGAAGAACGAACUGAAGAAACAGGUCCGACUCUUCUGA